Molecule: messenger RNA, 1703 nt
Organism: Colletotrichum navitas
Lineage: Eukaryota; Fungi; Ascomycota; Sordariomycetes; Glomerellales; Glomerellaceae
Product: putative serine esterase-domain-containing protein
Exons: 3
Coding region: 233-1555 (440 amino acids)
Cellular component (GO): lipid droplet
Molecular function (GO): phosphatidylcholine lysophospholipase A1 activity
Source: RefSeq, a predicted model, not a curated record
GCUGUGCACCAAGGAGGUCCCAACUGAGCGGACUUGAGGUCCCUUCCCCCCCGGUCGGCCUUUGCGCGGACUACCCGUUGAAAGGGACUCUUGUGUGGUCGCCCCGAGGAUUUAACUCGGUGCGCGUCCCACACGAGCUCCCCUUCAACGUUCUCCAUCGCAACCCUUCUCAACGUUGUUGCCCUUUGCUAUUCAAUCUGUUCACCGGUCCCUGAUUCCAUCCGACUCCAUCAUGGAUUACACCGGCGGCACCGCGGAGGCCGAUCAUCUCUGCGUCUUGGUCCACGGGCUUUGGGGUAACCCUAACCACAUGGCCCAGAUCGCCAAAACGUUGCGAGCCAAGUACCCCGCCGAUAAACUUUAUCUGUUGCUCGCCAAGCGCAACAGUGGUUCAUUUACCUAUGAUGGCAUUGAACGGGGCGGCGAGCGUGUGUGUGCCGAGAUCGAGGAGGAGCUGCGCCUGAUCGAAGGGAGAGGUGGCAAGAUUACCAAGCUGAGUAUCGUGGGAUACUCUCUCGGUGGACUCGUCUCCCGCUACGCCGUGGGUUUGCUUCAUUCCAAGGGCAUUCUCGAUAAUGUGGAGUGCAUGAACUUCGUCACUUUUGCGACGCCGCACCUGGGAGUUCGCACCCCGCUGCGAGGAUGGCACAACCACUUGUGGAAUGUGCUGGGCGCCCGUACUCUGUCCAUGUCCGGCCGCCAGUUGUUCACCAUUGAUAACUUCCGCGGCACCGGCCGACCGCUCCUCGCCGUUCUCGCCGACCCCAACUCUAUUUUCCUCGCCGGCUUGAAGCGCUUCAAGCGUCACACGCUUUACACCAACAUCGUCAAUGACAAAAGCGCAGUGCACUACACCACCGGCAUUUCCAAGAUCGAUCCGUAUACCAACCUCGACAGAAUCAGAUGCAACUAUGUCAAGGGCUACGAGGAUGUUAUUCUCGACCCGCACCACCCGGUUGCUCCAAAGCCCAAGGUCGCCGGGCCGACCACUCUCUCAUCGGUUGCCGGCGCCGGCUGGAAGUGGAUUCAACGCGUGCCCUUUGCCCUCGCCCUUGCCAUCUUCGUCCCCAUUGGUGUCAUCGCAUUUCUGUUCAGCUCCGUCGUCCAGACAGUCCGUUCGUCGAAGCGCAUCCAGCUGCACGAGAAGGGUCUCGCGGGCGUGGCCAUCGAUGAGUACCGCGGCCCGUUGUGGAUGAAGGAGAUUCGCGAGGAAGUGGAACAUGUCUAUGAGACGCUCAACAGCUCGCAAGACCAAGAGUACCUGGCGAGCGAGACGGAUGAGGACCUGGACGAUGCCGAGAUGGAUCGCAGCGCGACGCAGCUACUUGCCCGGGAGAGGCGCAUGUCGGUGCCAUCGCAGCCCACGCUCGCGCUGGCACCCUACCAGUUCCAGAUGAUCCAGAAUCUCGACUCGGUCGGCUGGCACAAGUAUCCUGUGUGGAUCCACAAGGACCGCCACAGCCACGCCGCCAUCAUCGUGCGCUGGGAGAAAAAGUCCUUUUCAGAGGGGCAUGUCGUGCUCAAGCACUGGCUGAACGAAGAGUUCAUCGUCUAGACGUGGGGGCUUUUUGCACAUUGGGAGUUGGAGUUAGCGAAGCGUUGACGUUUGGUACAUACCUGCUCCUCUCGGAGAAUAACUAUUAGAUGUACACAGAUUUUCGUUAUUGUAACAUAAUUAAUCGUUGAUCGUUUAAAAUUAUCUC